AACGCAAUUAUCGAUCCACUCUCUCUCUCUCGCAGAAGGAAGACAAAAACUCGAACACCAAAUACUCCAACUCCUUCGGUUCCUUCUCCCUCGAUUUCGAUUCCGCCCUCUUGAACUCAUAAGAUCUAAUCGUUCCUCUUUGUUUCUGGAAUGGCGGUCGCCUCUUCCCCUCGCGAGGAGUUUGUUUACCUUGCUAAGCUUGCCGAGCAGGCCGAGCGCUACGAGGAGAUGGUCGAGUUUAUGGAAAAGGUCUCCGCCGCCGUAGACAACGAGGAGCUUACCGUCGAGGAGCGGAACCUUCUCUCUGUUGCUUACAAGAAUGUUAUUGGAGCGCGUAGAGCUUCCUGGAGGAUUAUUUCCUCCAUUGAGCAGAAGGAGGAGAGCCGAGGGAACGAUGAUCAUGUCUCGAUCAUCCGAGAUUACAGAUCCAAGAUCGAGACUGAGCUGUCUAACAUCUGCGAUGGGAUCCUUAAUCUUCUUGACUCGCGCCUUAUUCCCUCCGCUGCGUCCGGAGACUCCAAGGUGUUUUAUCUCAAAAUGAAGGGCGAUUAUCAUAGAUACCUGGCUGAAUUCAAGACCGGAGCCAAGCGGAAGGAAGCUGCCGAAAGUACACUCACUGCUUAUAAAUCUGCUCAGGAUAUUGCAAAUACUGAACUUUCUCCUACUCACCCCAUACGACUUGGGCUGGCUUUGAACUUCUCAGUGUUCUACUAUGAGAUUCUGAAUUCCCCUGAUCGGGCUUGCAGCCUUGCUAAACAGGCUUUCGAUGAGGCAAUUGCUGAGUUGGAUACUCUGGGCGAGGAAUCAUACAAAGAUAGCACUUUGAUCAUGCAACUUCUUCGUGACAACCUCACCCUAUGGACUUCGGACAUGCAGGAUGAUGGAGAUGACAUCAAAGAAGCAGCUCCCAAACGCGAUGACGAAUAGUAAUGAGCAAAUCGAUUUGCACGUGCAGGAUUCAACUUCUCCUUAACAUGUUUUAUUCUGGAGAAGUGCUUGUUUGGAACUUUGGCUUUUCCAUUGUUAUCUAGGUAUUUCUUAGCCUUAUAAUCAUCACCACACUCUGGAAAAAACGUGCUCGUUUGUCUUUCCCCCGACCCCUCGUUUCUUUUUCUUCUAUUGACCAAUCAAUUCCAUGUCUCUGAAUUGGCUUUUUUAAUCCAAUAUAAAUGCUACAUGUUAUUAAGCAUCAUGUAAUUGAUCUACCUUUCUUCGAUACGGAUCUUCCUCAAGUAAUUAUAUGAACUUUCCCUA
Cucurbita moschata (crookneck pumpkin) is the source of this 1254-nucleotide messenger RNA. Its product is annotated as 14-3-3-like protein A. Gene Ontology annotation, cellular component: cytoplasm. Lineage: Eukaryota; Viridiplantae; Streptophyta; Magnoliopsida; Cucurbitales; Cucurbitaceae. Bases 151 to 927 code for a protein of 258 amino acids. The transcript is spliced from 4 exons. The record is from RefSeq and is a predicted model, not a curated record. Gene Ontology annotation, biological process: signal transduction.